Molecule: messenger RNA, 9125 nt
Organism: Sebastes umbrosus (honeycomb rockfish)
Lineage: Eukaryota; Metazoa; Chordata; Actinopteri; Perciformes; Sebastidae
Gene: plxna2
Product: plexin A2
Biological process (GO): semaphorin-plexin signaling pathway involved in axon guidance; regulation of cell migration; positive regulation of axonogenesis
Cellular component (GO): semaphorin receptor complex
Molecular function (GO): semaphorin receptor activity; protein binding
Source: RefSeq, a predicted model, not a curated record
CUCUGGGCGGAAACAGUUAACAGCAUAAUGAGCCGGAGUGUGAGGGGGCUGGGUCUAACCGCGCAGUGUGCCAGUGGCAGCCAGGCAGCGUACACACGCUCACACACACAGUCAGUCACUACUGUACACUGAUGGAGCCGCUAAUCUGUGUCAGUCCGGCAGCCAGAGCCCUGUGAGGAAGCACCGCUGUGAGGAAGCACCGCUGUGAGGAAGCACCGCUGUGAGGAAGCACCGCUGCGGGUCUGGAGCCGACGCUGCCAAAUCCACAGACCGUCGGACACGCUGCCGAGCCCGGCCACUGCUUGUCCACAAGCUGCGUGUUGUGUAGAGCAAGCCGGAGGACGCUGAACCCCGAACUGAAGGAAUGUGACGCGUUGUGGUGAAGUCCCAUCAGGUGCUGACGGCUCUGCUGACAAGUUUACGCACCGACUCUGCUCAUGCUCGCGCUAAUGAAGGCUUUUCUUUAACGAAUGACGCCACCGCCGCCGCUUGACAGGUUCACCACGCACAUCUAUUGGAAGAACUAGUGAAGGUAACAUUACUGAAGCAUCUCCGAGGCUGUGUCCAGAUCAUUUGGAAACAUUUGUUUGCCUGUGGAUGUGAGUGUAGCGCAUCAGUUGAGACCCAGAAGACGGACAGCAGCUGCGCUGGAGGGAAACCGGAUAACCGGGACAUCCAGUUUAAAUGAAGAGAAACAUGUGAAGAGCCUCGCGGAGAUUUGACCUGCGAGUUAGCCUUCAGCAACAAAAAGGCGAAGGUCUCCUCCCGUCUUUCCCUCGUCAAUUCUCUCUGCUUCCUCUGCCGUUUCCUCGCAGGCCCGUUAAACAUGGAGGGCCGGCGGGCUACGCGCAGGACUUUAACGCCUGACCCUAAAGUAGGAGCUUUAGCUACUCUGCUAAGCUUUUCUCUUUGCAACCCUGCCUUGUGCAGUGGGCAGACAUUCACUACUUUCCACCCCGAACGUCGGGACUGGCUCUUCAACCACCUGACGGUCCACCAGAGCACGGGGGCGUUGUAUCUCGGAGCAGUUAACCGUGUAUACAAGCUGUCAGGCAACCUGACCCUCCUCGUUUCCCAUGAUACGGGCCCAGAGGACGACAACAAGGCCUGCUACCCCCCUCUGAUCGUCCAGCCCUGCUCUGAACCCCUUGUCUCCACCAACAAUGUCAACAAGCUUCUCCUCAUUGAUUAUUCCCAAAACCGGUUGCUGGCCUGUGGCAGCCUCUACCAGGGGGUCUGUAAACUCCUCAGAUUGGAUGACCUCUUCAUCUUAGUGGAGCCGUCCCACAAGAAAGAGCACUACCUCUCCAGUGUCAACCAGACCGGGACCAUGUACGGGGUCAUUGUGCCUUCACAGGGCCAGGAUGGCACCCUGUUUAUCGGCACAGCAGUGGAUGGGAAACAGGACUACUUCCCCACUAUCUCCAGUCGAAAGCUGCCCCGCGACCCAGAGUCCUCUGCGAUGCUCGACUAUGAGUUGCACACCGACUUUGUGUCUUCCCUCAUCAAGAUCCCGUCAGACACACUGGCGCUAGUCUCCCAUUUUGACAUCUACUAUGUGUACGGCUUCGCCAGCGGCAGCUUUGUCUACUUCCUGACCGUGCAGCCCGAGACGCCGGAGAACAGCAUGUCGUCGAGCGGAUCCAGCAGCGACCUCUUCUACACCUCUCGCAUCGUCCGCCUCUGCAAAGACGAUCGCAAGUUCCACUCCUACGUCUCUUUGCCCGUCGGCUGUGUGAAGAACGGCGUAGAGUACCGGCUGCUUCAGGCCGCUUACCUCGGCAAGCCGGGCCGCGUUCUCGCCGCCUCGCUCAACAUCAGCGCCCAGGACGAUGUGCUCUUCACCAUCUUCUCCAAGGGCCAGAAGCAGUUCCACCGCCCGCCCGAUGACUCGGCGCUCUGCGUCUUCACCAUCCGAGACAUCAACGCACGGAUCAAGGAGCGCCUCCAGUCUUGCUACCAGGGUGAAGGAAACCUGGAGCUCAACUGGCUGCUUGGGAAGGAUGUGCAGUGCACCAAAGCGCCGGUGCCCAUCGACGACUCUUUCUGCGGUCUGGACAUCAACCAGCCUCUCGGCGGUUCCCAGCUGGUCACCGGUCACACUCUCUAUACCGAGACUCGGGACCGCAUGACGUCUGUCACCUCCUAUAUCUACAACGGCUACUGUGUAGCCUUCGUGGGCACCAAGAGUGGACGCCUAAAGAAGAUUCGCGUCGACGGGCCUCCUCACGGCGGCGUCCAGUAUGAGACGAUGUCGGUGAUCAAGGACGGCAGCCCUGUCCUGCGAGAUAUGGCCUUCUCCCUCGACCGCAACUACCUCUACGUCAUGUCUGAGAGACAGGUUACCCAAGUUCCCAUCGAGUCAUGUGAGCAGUACGGGACCUGUGGCGAGUGUUUGAGCUCCGGGGACCCACACUGCGGCUGGUGUGUCCUGCAUAACAUCUGCUCUCAGAGGAACCGGUGUGAGCGUGCAGACGAGCCGUACCGCUUCGCCGCCUCUCUCAACCAGUGUGUGAAGGCCACUGUGUACCCAGACAGCAUUGCGGUGUCAGAGCCCAGUGUACCUCUGCUGGUGAAGGUGAGCCACGUUCCAGACCUUUCUGCGGGCAUCACCUGCUCCUUCGGCAACCUGACGGAGGUGGAGGGGCAGGUCAACGGCAACCAGAUACUGUGUGUGUCUCCUGCUGCCAAGGAUGUCCCCCUCAUCCCCACCGACCAAGAUUGGUCAGGCGUUGAGCUGAGGCUCAACUCUAAGGAGACCGGUCAGAUGCUCAUCAGCACAGAGGUCAAGUUUUACAACUGCAGCGUCCACCAACUGUGUCUGUCGUGUGUGAACAGUGCCUUCCGCUGCCACUGGUGCAAGUACCGCAACUUGUGUACCCAUGACCCCUCCAGCUGUUCCUUCCAGGAGGGACGAGUCAACGCCUCUGAGGACUGUCCCCAGCUAGUGCGCUCUGAGGAGAUACUGAUCCCGGCGGGGGAGGUGAAGCCUAUCACCCUGAAGGCCAGGAAUCUGCCCCAGCCCCAGUCUGGCCAGCGGGGCUACGAGUGCGUCCUCCACAUCCAGGGGGUCAGCCACCGAGUCACCGCCCUCCGCUUCAACAGCUCAAGCGUUCAGUGCCAGAACAGCUCGUAUCUGUACGAGGGAAUGAAAAUCAGCGAGCUGCCUGUGGAUUUCUCGGUUGUGUGGAACGGCAACUUCAUUAUUGAUAACCCGGAGAAUAUACAAGUGCACCUGUACAAGUGCGCAGCCCAGCGGGACAGUUGCGGCACGUGUCUGAAGGCGGAGAGGAAGUUCCAGUGCGGCUGGUGCAGCGGAGAGGGAAGGUGUACCCUGCGCCACCACUGCCCUCCCAUCAACCCCUACACCACCCGCUGGCUAAACCUGUCCAGUAAGAAUGUCAAGUGCACCAACCCACGCAUCGCUGAGGUGACCCCAGUGGCUGGACCCCCAGAGGGGGGCACACAGGUGACCAUCCAUGGCACCAACCUGGGUCUGGCCUUCUCCGACAUGGUGGGCAACGUGGAGGUGGCCGGGGUGAGGUGUACCCCUGUAGAGGACGGCUAUAUCAUCGCUGAACAGAUUGUAUGCGAGAUGGAUUCAGCCCCUGCAGACAGCAGACCAGGUCCGGUCCAGCUGUGCGUCGGAGAGUGCAGGCCAGAACUCAGAGCUCGCUCCUCGCAACUCUACUCCUUUGUGACUCCCACGGUCACAGGUCUGUCCCCUAGCAGAGGUCCAGAGUCCGGAGGCACCAAAGUAACCGUAAUGGGAGAAAACCUUGGCGCCGGCAGCAGUGUCAACGUUCAGUUUGGAAACCAGACGUGCGAGUUCUUUGGACGGACCAUGACGGAGAUCGUUUGCUACUCUGCCCCCUCCCUGUCCGGGGUUGGUCAAGUGCAGAUCAGCGUGAGCGUGGACCGCGCCCAGAUCAGGGAGAGCCUCACCUUCGAGUACAUAGAGGACCCUACUGUCCAGCGCAUUGAACCAGACUGGAGCAUUGCAAGUGGCCACACCCCCCUGAUGGUGACCGGGACAAACCUGGACGUGGUUCAGGAGCCCAGGAUCCGCGUCAAAUACGCCGGCCGAGAGUCUGUCAAUGUGUGUAAAGUAUUGAACACCACCAGUAUGAGCUGCUUCGCCCCCUCCCUGAUGGCAGAGUACAGUCCCGGGCUGGACACUGUAAAGCACGCAGACGAGUUUGGGUUCAUUUUCAACAACGUCCAGGCGCUGCUGGUCUACAACAACACCAACCUGCUCUACUACCCGAACCCUUACUUUGAGCCCCUCAGCACCACUGGUGUCCUGGAGCAAAAACCAGGCUCACCCAUCAUUCUCAAGGGCAGAAACCUGGUUCCCCCAACAUCAGGAGGGGUGAAGCUCAACUACACCGUGCUGAUAGGAGAGACCCCCUGCUCCGUCACUGUGUCUGAGAGCCAGCUGCUGUGCGAGCCGCCCAACCUCACCGGACAAUACAAAGUCAUGGUUCAGGUAGGUGGUCUCCAUGUCUCUCCCGGUGCCGUCCACAUCAUGUCCGACAGCCUGCUGACCCUCCCGGCCAUCGUGAGCAUCGCUGCCGGCGGAGGCCUCCUCCUCAUCAUCGUCAUCCUCGUCCUCAUCGCCUACAAGCGGAAGUCGCGCGAAAACGACCUCACCCUGAAGCGCUUGCAGAUGCAAAUGGACAACCUGGAGUCACGAGUUGCCCUCGAGUGCAAAGAAGCCUUCGCCGAGCUGCAGACAGACAUCAAUGAGCUGACCAGUGACUUGGACAGAGCUGGUAUCCCCCAUUUGGACUACAGGACGUACGCCAUGAGGGUCCUCUUCCCCGGCAUAGAGGAUCAUCCCGUCCUCAGAGAACUGGAGGUGUCGGGGAAUGGCCAGCAGAACGUGGAGAAGGCCCUGAAGCUGUUCGGCCAGCUCAUCAACAACAAGCUGUUCCUGCUCACCUUCAUCCGGACGCUGGAAAUGCAGCGCUCGUUCUCCAUGAGGGACCGCGGCAACGUGGCCUCGCUUAUAAUGACGGCCCUGCAGGGGCGGCUGGAGUACGCCACCGACGUCCUCAAACACCUGCUGUCGGACCUCAUCGACCGCAACCUGGAGAGCAAGAACCAUCCCAAACUGCUGCUGCGCAGAACGGAGUCGGUUGCAGAGAAGAUGCUCACAAACUGGUUCGCCUUCCUCCUUCACAAAUUCCUCAAGGAGUGUGCUGGGGAGCCUCUGUUCAUGCUGUACUGCGCCAUUAAGCAGCAGAUGGAGAAGGGGCCCAUCGACGCCAUCACCGGAGAGGCCCGCUACUCCCUCAGUGAAGACAAGCUCAUCCGCCAGCAGAUCGAGUACAAAACCCUGAUCCUAAACUGUGUGAACCCAGACAACGAGAACAGUCCAGAGAUUCCAGUGAAGGUGCUCAACUGUGACACCAUCACCCAGGUGAAGGAGAAGAUAUUGGACGCCGUUUACAAGAACAUGCCAUAUUCUCAGCGGCCGCGUGCUGUCGACAUGGACCUCGAGUGGCGCCAGGGGCGAAUGGCUCGCGUGGUGUUGCAGGAUGAAGACAUCACCACCAAGAUAGAAAACGACUGGAAGAGACUCAACACUCUAAUGCACUACCAGGUGUCAGACCGCUGCGUUGUGGCUCUGGUGCCCAAACAGACCUCUUCGUACAACAUCCCUUCCUCAGCCAGCAUAUCCCGCACCUCCAUCAGCAGAUACGACUCUUCAUUCCGCUACACGGGUAGUCCCGACAGCCUCCGUUCACGUGCUCCCAUGAUCACCCCCGAUCUAGAAAGCGGUGUGAAGGUGUGGCACCUGGUGAAGAACCACGAACACGGAGACCAGAAGGAAGGAGACCGUGGUAGCAAGAUGGUCUCUGAGAUUUAUCUGACCAGGCUGCUAGCUACUAAGGGUACUCUACAAAAAUUUGUCGACGAUCUGUUUGAGACGUUGUUCAGUACAGUUCACCGAGGGAGCACUCUUCCCCUCGCCAUCAAAUACAUGUUUGACUUCCUGGAUGAGCAGGCAGACAAACAUGGCAUUCAUGACACAGACGUACGUCACACGUGGAAAAGCAACUGCCUUCCACUGCGUUUCUGGGUGAACGUGAUCAAAAACCCGCAGUUCGUGUUUGACAUCCAUAAGAGCAGCAUCACAGACGCCUGUCUGUCUGUAGUAGCUCAGACCUUUAUGGAUUCCUGCUCCACUUCAGAACACCGCCUGGGCAAAGACUCCCCAUCCAAUAAGCUGCUCUACGCUAAAGAUAUCCCCAAUUACAAGAGCUGGGUAGAGAGGUACUAUGCUGACAUCAACCGGCUGCCAGCCAUUAGUGACCAGGACAUGAAUGCCUAUUUGGCAGAACAGGCCAGACUCCACUCCACAGAGUUUAACAUGCUCAGCGCUCUCAAUGAGAUCUACUCUUACGUCAGCAAGUACAGUGAGGAGAUCACAGCGGCCCUGGAGCAGGAUGAACAGGCGAGGAAGCAGAGGCUGGCCUACAAGGUGGAGCAGCUCAUCUCUGCCAUGUCCCUCGAGAGCUGAGAGUGACCGCUACUCCAAGAGAGAGAGGAGAACGAGAGAGACAGGACCACAGUCUCUACAGGACCUCCCUAAAAAGGUCCCGCAUUACUUACCUCUCAUCGUGGGAUCUACGACCACGAACCAGACCUGGGACCUCUCUGCAUCCACAGCCAGACAGACAUACAACUGCUUUAGUUUGUAAUUCUCUCACCUCCUUCCAUGGCGGCGCCAAGCUGAGGGCCCACAGACUGAGACAGAGGCCCUGCAGCUGGAGCCGAUAAUGGCGUCAGCAGAGAAGGCAACAACAUGGCUUGUGUUUAUUUUUUGUUAAUUUUUCCUCAAAGGAUAUUUUCUCUCAGUUUGACAGGAAAAUUGUGUGUAGUGUGCGGGUGUGUGUGCACGAGCGUGUGUUUGCAUCAUACUGAGGAAGACUCCUGCAAGACCGUGAGAGCAAAUAGAGGAACAGAUUUAUUCUCCACUCAGUCAGAAACUCACAUCUGAGUGUGAGACGGAGACAAGAAGAAAGGCGAGAAGCAGAGGUGCAGAUCUCAUGUUGGACAGUUUGCAUUCAGAUUUUAUUUUUGUACUUGUACAUUUUGAAUAUUAUCAGUUGCAGUUGAAACCUCCACCCAGGAUCCCACACGUGCUGUUGUAUAAAGACAUAAAGAGCGCAACACUACAUCCGGGUAGUGUGGCAGUGAAACAGGCCAUGGUCCACGUCUUCUCUCACUCCUUCCCUCCUCAGACUGAUGCUCCAUGUGACACAGACUAAAACCUCUGCUCUGUAUCCAAUCAGAAGUGUACAGGAAAACAUGAAACUUGUGCUCACCACCUAAGAGUCAAUGGAACUCCUCGCUCGUGGUGGUCACGGUUCAGCCAGCAUGCUUGCACCUGAGGAUGACGGAGAUGAAGUCUAUAGUGUAUUUAGGAGAUGACCUUAAAUCAGCAUCAAUCUGGUGUCCAAGGCUUUGUUUCAGCAGUUAGGUCAUCUGUGUAUGUACCGGUUGAUACUUGCCAAUCAGUGUAUGUGAAUGUACAAAUGUUUUUUUUUUAUUUGUUUGUUUGUAUGUCUAUUUGAGUUUUGCAAACAGAAAGGGGCUCAGUUGAACUGAGCUCCGUAGAGAUUUGCAGUAGCUCGUCAAGUGAACAGCUCCAUUUGUCCGUCUUGGCCCAAGCCCGUCCGACUGCUUCCCCAACAUUAUUUAUCACUUUUCUGCUAGAGGAGAGUGUGUGUCAUCGGCUGCGACUGCGCUGCUCAUACGGCACAGUAUGUGCAGCAUGUAGUUAGUAGGAACCAGACGAGAGCAAUUCACUCUUUGCUAAGCCCUUCCACACCUUGGUUACUGUUGCUAGGUCCGUCGAGCUUUCGCACCCAGCAUGUCAAUAUCGCGUUUUCAGCGAUAUUAGCAAAGAACAUAUGUUGCCAAGAAGUGAAGUCAAUUGUUUGUUCCAUUGUAACAUCAGUGCCCAACAGAAAAGCUACGCUUCCGCCAUUUUGGACUGAAAGCGACUACCGAGCACCGGUAGAAACGUCCGCCUAAAGAGUGCCAUACAAAAGGAAAACAAUUAUUUCUGUUCUGUUGUUCAUAUAUUUAAUGUCCCUAUCGAAAUGGCCCUGUGUUGAACAAUAAAAAAUAUUUAAAAUAUGAUAAGCGUUUUCAGUCCAAAAUGGUGGCAGCGGCUGUUGUCCAAAGGAAACAAUAGCAGAUUUCUGGAGUAAUUGUUCCGAAAUAUCAGAGAGAAGUAGACAGAAAGGACUAAAUUUGAGAGCUACGUUCACAAUAUCAUUUGUCUGCGGAGUAUUGUGAAUGAAGAGGCCAUUCAUGAAUCGAUCCCAAUGCAAGCGUUAGACACCCCACGCCUUGACAACUCAUGUGAAGGACAAACGUAAACAGGAACAACAAUGUUCUAAGUCAAUAUAUUGUUGUUGUUUUUAUGUUUAGUUAUUACUCCCUUUAGCUUUCCAUUAUCUAACAUAAAACUAAAUUAUCCCGCUUUUCCCAUUUGUUUAUAGCAUGCUAGGUACAUCAUGGGCUUGAUCCAUACUCUGGAUCUCACAAAUUAAUAAUUAUUGAUAUUCAACAGUUUGUUUCCUUACACGCAAAGCUAGCUAACGUUAUUAACAUCUUACUUUGGAGCAAAUUAAGAAGUUUUUGUUGAUCUUGGAUGGAUUCAGCUGCAAGUAAUGUCUUCCACAGUUUAAUCCAUAUCCCGCAUCACUCUUCUUGUGUUCUUGGUUUCAGAAAAGCAAAAAAAAUCCAACCCUCUGCUCUAAAUUUUGAGGAAAACUGCCAUCAGACUCAGAUACACACCAAAGAAAGCUUGACAGGCCUCCUGCACCUAGUUCAGUUGCUAAUAGGGCAGGGAAACCACCAGAGGCCCCACGAUGCGAUAUUAUCACGAUACGAUCUUAUUGCAAUUUUAUAAAUAUUGCAAUAUGCUCAGUAUUGCGAUAAGAUAUAUUGCCAUAUAUUACCUUUUUCAACUUAAAAUGAUGCAGUUUCAUCUAAUAAGAUACAGUUUUCACUCUGUUCAUCUCAGAGUUUUCAUUCAUUUCCUUCUUGAGGUCAGAGGUUAAGGGACCCCUUGGAAAUUUGCCAUGCCAGUUAUUCCUCGC